AUGGUCGAAGAAGCAAGUGUGUUGGAGGAGGAGGAGGAGGAGGAGGAGGAGGAGGAGGAGGAGGAGUACCUGCAGCUCACCACCUCUCCCGAAAAGAUAAUUUUUUGUGAAGUCCUUGAUUUCUGUCCGGUCAAUCAGCUUGUGAACUCUACUCAACAUGGAUUUUUACCUAAAAACUUUUGCAAAAUUUGUCAUUUAGCACCGCUUAACCUUAUCACUUGUCUUUUUAGUGAAAAUCAGUCAAUUUUGUUAUCUUUUUUGAUCUUAUUAAAGCCUUCAUCGUUCAGCAAAUCUGAAUGUCCUAUUUAUCCAACCGCUUUUAGAAGGUUAUGGUUGGUAAUUGCUACUCAACAUCUCACCCAAUCACUAGUGGCGUACCUCAAGGAGCGGUUCGGAGUCUGCUGCCCUUUCUCCUUUGCAUUAACGACAUUUCAACAGUAAUCGGUAAUUUGCAAACGUUUUUUUGCACUGACGACCUUUAGUGAGCCUAUCCACUUUCUAAGGGCUGCAUAAAUAUUUGCCUUGAAAAAGCCCACUCAAGGCUUUCCGAUCUCAUAUUUUUGCAAAAUAAACCUCUGUCAGAACGCUCUACCAUAAGGGAUCUACGUCUAAGUCAUACGAAUUAGUUAGCAUUAUCACCUCAUUCAGAUAGAACGUCUGAGAAGGCCGUGCAGAUAUAUGCUUUCAUAUAGAAAAAUUCUUUUUCCUCGAAAUAUACGUAAGACUUUGUCACGUAUGUGUCUUUCCCAUCGUCGAAUAUUGCUUACCUUUCUUUGGCCUGAUUAAUGCCCGCGACCCAUGGUAAAAUCAAAAGCAUUCAGAGAAUUUUUACUCGAUGACUCUCCUCUCUUUCUGGAUCCAGUAUUUCUUACACUGGGAGAUGUUAGUUGACGAACGCUAAAUUCUUGUGAGUUAGAAGGCUCGAGGCCGGCCUUUUCUUCCUGUUUCGCAUAAAUUCUAGCCCUAACCUUUCACGCGUUUGCGUUCUCACUCCAGUAGAUCCACUCUAUGUCGCUCGUAAUUCCUCCAUAGUCGUUUCACCGCCUCCCUACUCUGCUCUCAAGCGUUUGCUUUUUUUCUCAAAAUAUGCUUUCCUUUGGAAUAAUUUUUCAUUUGAAUCUAGGUCGUCACCUAGAUUAUCCAUAUCCAGACCGGAGUUAUGGAAGCAUCCUAGCUCCAAAGAUAUAAAGUCAUCAUUGCACGUUUCAUUCCGAAACAAUCAACUUCUGGACUUUUAAAAAGGUUCUUUUUUAAUUUGGCGGUAGAUCUUGAAGACUUUACUUAUUCGGUUGGAAACUCUCAUUUUAUUCUAACGGGUCGCAUACUGUUAAUAGGUUGCUUAAUCCACUGACAUCGUCCCCUACAGCGAUGGACUUCGCAGCCUUGAAUCUUCUCCCCUUCCGAUGCGUCCCUAAGGGAAAUGUUGACGAUCGUGGUGGGUUCUUCCGUCUCAUCACCAUGACGGUUUUUUCCGCAGUCCGCUAAAAUGUAGUAUGAUCGCAUCUACUGCGUUAUGGAUUUAAUGGCAGAUAAUGCAUGCCUAACUUAGUUAACUGGAAACUUUCAUUCAGAUUUUCACAACCCCCUGUUUUUAAUUUGCUGUUAAAUCCAUUGCCAUUACCCCCCUCUCCUCUGCAGCCAUGAUUUUCGCGGAUGUUAAUCUCGUUUCCUCAUUUAGGCCCCAAGUGAUCUGUUGAAGAAACUCUGUUUUCUCCACCUGAUAGUAGUUUAGUUGGUCAUCAAAGAAGUAUCACGGUCGCAUCUUCCUGCACUUUAAUAACCCUCAAAGCCUUUAAUGUCCUCUCCCCGCCUGGAUUCUAGGCGGACUGUGAUCGAUCGCGAUGGGUUCCUCCUGUCUCGCCUCCUUGACGGUUGUUUCUGCUGUCAUCCCAAAAGUAGUAUGAUCGCAUUCGCAGCGAACAGCCUCUUCGGCUUUACGAAUCCCUCCCUUGACAUGGAAGGUCUUGAACCGUAGUGAACUCUCACCAGCAGAACUAUCCUCUCCCACACGCAUAUUUCUCAAAAGCGGCAGUUUUGUUCUCUUAAAAUCCCACUGGUCAAAUUAAUCUUUCUACCCUUUUCGGCAAAUUACCCAAAUAGUUAUCCUCAUAUUUGCCAUCUUCAUCUCUCCUUGGCGACACCGGUUGGCGGAUUUCUACUUCGUCAGUGGUCAUUAUUAUAAACACGUACUGACCACUGUACAUGUUUGCUCAUGCGUUUCGAAAUUUUCAUCAACAGUACCCAUAAAAAUGUUCAACAAAACAAUUAUUACUAUUAUUAACUCUGUACUAGCCGUGAUCCAGCAAACACGCCUUGCAAACGCGACCAACGCUCUCUUACUUGGCCUCGGCGUCCUCGGCACAAGAAAACUCGGCAACCAUGGGGUGUAGGACCCCCAACUAACUUGAGCUAGCCUGUUGGCCGUGUCAUCAGUUUAAUGGUGAUAAAGGGGGUUUGCGGGUGGGGCAACACACAGGACGGAGAGCAAAAAGACACAGAAAAUAGACAAAAUUCUGCCGGAAGUCUUAUCACACCCUGUCAUUUGGCAAGGAUAGUAGGCACGAUAAUUUAAAAAAUAAACAAAGGGCAAUUUUCGAAAAAACGGACUUUGAUUAAGGCGCCGCUGGUAGGUUUACAUUUAGUCAGCAAAGGAAGGAAGUUUCAAACAAUGGGAACGAUGAAUACUAAGUGAUGUUUGCAAUCACGAUAAAUUUAAGGGUAUAUUUGUUGGGUUGUCAUCUACUUGGAGGUCAAAAACCCUAUCGCUACCGAAAACUCCUCACGUUCCAUUCCAUGUGACUCGCGUUUACUUUUUCUCAGCCAAAAGGGCCUUUUUUAAUCGCCUUCCAGUCUGUUGCGAGAGGUCUCCCGAUGAAUCUCUUCUGCGUUUCAAGCUAUUUCGCUAACUUCAUCGAUUUCGAACGAGCACGACAAUAUUGCAGGAUAAUGCCCCCUUUCACCGCUCAAAGGAGAUAUGAUUCCAAUUCAACUUACGGCUAUAAUGUAAUUUUCUAUGCCACAACCUGUCUCUCCGCCUGCAGUCUGCGAAGUAUUCUUAUUCCCUCUGAUAGCCCGGACCUCACCCCGACUGAAAUAUUUUUUGUCCUAAUGAAAAAAAUUGGGACGAGGCAAGAAAACGUCUUUAAAUGCAGCGAAAAGUGGAUUUUGUGCUUAAUAAUUUUAUAGGCCAAACCACCAUAGACGACUUAGUAGUCUCAAUGUCCUCCUGACUUGCGUCAAUUUUAAAAGCAAGCGGGCAAGCAGCAAGGUAAUAAUACGUUUUAUUUUCCAUUGUUUUCGUCAUUUUGUCGUUAUGUGGCAUCUUCCUGCCCCGCUGGCAGUUAGACAAGGCCUUAGAAAGUUGACCUGUCAUAAGGUCGUUUCUUUCGAUUUGGCGCUUUUUCACAGUUAAUAAACGAUGCAGUAUAAACCAAACUGUGUCGUCUUUUGAAGCUCGGUCGAUUCUUUAACGUAGUAUAACUUUCGUGGAUGCGGGGUGGGCGGUUAGUGUGCAGUUUGUGACCUUUCAUCGGAUAGGUCGAGAACUGUACCUCCAUUUAUGCACAUCCACAUCCGGGCUGGUCGUGCAUGCUUACCCAUGGCUUGGCUUUAAAGCAAACCUCACGGACGGUUUAUUUGACUGAGUGAAACCCUGUUCGCCUGGGCUAAAAGACUGUCACGUGAUCGGCAUGGCGACGACCCGGUAAGAGCGCAUGCCAUUGUCAUGAUAUGAGGUGGAUGCCACCCGGUUUUAUACUUUUCCCUCGAGGCAGCGAUCGUCCUCUUUGAGUUCGACGGCGGCGAUACCGUGUGGGGUCUAUACUUAAACAGUUACCCAUAGCCUACCGCAUUCGGCGGCUGGGAGGGUGAAUGUCGACGCCCAGUUCUACCGCAGAUAAGGUUGGUGUUACGCAAUUGCGCCGGUUUCACGGCUGCUCCUGCAUGGAGCCGUAUUCUAACAUUUUCGACGUCUUUAACUGACCUUCACUGAGAUCAAAUCCGGUAUGUGCCACCGAGGGUCUCCCUUUCAGACAAUAGGUUUGGAAUCCUACCCCUCCCCCAUUUCUUUUUUUGUUUUAAGAACCAGAUGAGACAUACACAUCAGUUUGUAUGUCGAAAUGUGUCUUCGGGGCCGCCGCUCGUUUUGGUUAAACUUUUACACACUCCUUUGUCAAACCUUCCUUUCACUUAAUUUAACGACUUCACUGUAUUUUGCGAUGUAAGUCCUCUUGAGCGUGGUGUCCCUAGUGGUAGGGAACCCAAGUCACUCAUUGAAGCUAAUUGGGUCAUGGAAAACAACAUCGGCUGGCAGAAAACCAGUUUCGUGGACCGUGGGAGGGUCGGAAGAAGUGGUCUGAGCUCGCUAACUGAAUGGCUGCGUGCCGACGAUAUGAUUGUUAGUCACCCCAUCAAGGCUCAAACUCAGUUCCAGCUUCCGAAGGAAGGUCUGUACGGCGUAUGUGUAUGGAUACUGGAAAACGAUCUUACACUUAAUAAUCAGAAAUCAAUCCAAAGUGUAGAAUGUUAUUACCGACAAAGACAAGGGAGGCUGAAGUGGCCAUUUCUGACUUAUCGGUCGUCGUCAGUCAGUCAUACCCAACCCCGAAGUGUGGAACACCUGGGGCUCGAACUCGCGACCUAUCAGUUAGAAGUCCCACGUCUCUAACUACUGAACCACGUGCCCAUUGUGAUUAAACUCGCGUCGUUCUGCGGGGCCUCGUAGCUCAGGUGGUUAGAGCGUUGGCUGUACUAAAGCCUUCCACUUACUGUGUGGGUUCGACUCCUACCGAGGCGCCGAGUUUUUCACAGUUGGGUCAAUAUGAAUUAUUCGAAAUCUGCCAAAACAUCUAUAAGCAUCUAGAAAAUAUCUGUUUAUUUUAGGGCGUACUCAUCGGAUAACUACUUCAACUGUCAGUGUUCCUCAUGUCUUUUUCGGGUGAUAUCUUGAUAAAACGGCAAUCCACAAUAAUCAGACAAUUCGGUGUUGGUCAUCCCCUUCACCCCGAAUCGCUGCGAAGUCUUUUAACGCCAUGGCUUCCUGCUCGUCCCUUGCAUUAUCGUAUUAUCGUUUCUGGCACGGCAUCUUACAUAUAAAGAGAUUGCAAUUUUAGAAACCUAGACCAGACCUGUCACCAUAUUGGUUGUACAUUUUUAUGUAAAUUUAUUUAAUUUCUCGUCAUUUGCUUAUUUGUAUUCUGACCACGGAGAAUGGAGAACGUUUUUCCGAAAAUUUUGAAAGAGCAUUUUUUAACUAAUGCGUAUUUCUCUCUUUCCCUCUGCCUCUUUAUCCAGAACCAGGAACGCGGUAAGAUGUGAUUAUGUAGCCGCACCUGAUGGACACAAUACUGUUGGGGUUGGAGUUAAGGGUGAGAAGUUAUGGUUUGGGGUUAGGGUUGCGGUUAGGGUUAGGGGCUAGAGUUGGGGGUUAGAGGUUAGGGGCUAGAGCAACUAUUUUUCAACCGCUCAAAGUGCAACCGCGCAUUCCCAAUAGCUUUUCUUGUGCAUACAACUACUUGACCUCGUCGCCUGUGCACUCCCCGGCCCCACCUGCAAAAACCUCCAUUACCACCGGUGCCGCAUUACAGGUGGCUGGGUUUUGUUCACUUCAGGUGGGGCUACAUAACCACAUCUGACCGAAAGACGAUAAAAAAAUAUUGGUUGGUCUGGGUCUGGGAACGCAUUCCUGUUACCGGUUGUCCCUCAUCGGCGUUACAGCCCAUGCUCAGGGUUUAUGGCAGCCGAAGGUCCGUUUAACAUGGUCGUGUUUCGAUCAGCGCGCUAAUUUAAGCUAAAAUUACCUACAUCCACCAAGUAGACGAGGCUACACUGAUCCAGGUAUGCGGCCACAUGCGUCAUAGAGGGGUUAAUCCUACUUGGAAGUACAGAAGGCUCGAGGCAAAUAUGCCAGUCCCGGGUCGGUGCUGCAAAGGAGACGAGAGCGCGAUCACUGCAACGGUGGGUAAAUCAGCCUUGUCAGCACACUACGUCAACGCGACUAGGUGGCGCCGCCCACUUCCCGGUCAAGGGCGCACACCAUCACCAAACCGUGAGAACACUGUGAGUUAGGCGACAUGAGGUCGUCCCAUUCAGGGACACCAGCCCUUGCCUCCCCUCCCCCUGUUCGACUACAAGUAUUCACUUGCUGCACUCCCAUAGUCUCUGGCGAUGGGCUCCUGCCGGAGUCCGGAAGCUCAGACUGGUGCACCUACUGUUCCAGCGAUCGCGCGUUCAUCUUCUUUGGACACUGAAAAGCCUGUAGGCACUGAGAGGGAGGUCAGUGACGCAUAA
Molecule: messenger RNA, 6288 nt
Organism: Spirometra erinaceieuropaei
Lineage: Eukaryota; Metazoa; Platyhelminthes; Cestoda; Diphyllobothriidea; Diphyllobothriidae
Source: the annotation of a GenBank genome assembly